AUGUUCGCGUUUUGUGCAAUCGACUCCGACGACAUCUUUCUUGGUCCCUUUCUUGGUCCCAUCUCACCACGCGACCUGACGGAAGUCAGGUCAUUUCCGGAUGCUGUGUGGCUCUUCACAGAUGCCGCACCCGCAGAAGGAGUGGCCGAUGGUGUGGGCGAGUGGCAGUGGCGUUUCGGUCUCGAUCCUCGCGCCUUUGCCGACGAGUUGAUGAACGGGGCGAAGAUCGCUGGAGAACAGACACAGCACCAGGUGGGUUUGGCAGCAGAGACACGGGCACAGUUGAUGCUCUCGGAGGGUUACCAGGGCGUCACUUCCUUCGGUUCCGCUACGGCGUUGGUCGCCGCACUCGAUCCCUCUGAAGCCAAGCUCGGGGUGGCCAACUUGGGCGAUUCGGGACUCAGGGUCCUACGCUGGAGCGACGGAUUUUCCAAAAAGCCUCGGGGUGUGCACAUUGCAUGUCGCACGUCGGAGCAGCAACAUGCGUUCAAUUGCCCGUAUCAGUUGGCACAUCUUCCACAACCCAAGGAUUACGCGGACCUAAAGGCCAAAGGCAUGGCUUCCCUUGUGCGAGCCAUGGAGAAGUCGGGCACUUCCAAACAGGAUCUACCAUCGCAUGCGGACGCCUAUACCUUUGAGGUGGAGGAAGGCGAUGUGGUGCUUAUGGGCACCGAUGGCAUUUUCGACAACCUUCACGAUUCAGAGGCGGACUUCACCUGCGAAGUAAGAUCUGGGGAGUUUUGUUCAGGAAUGACCAAACAUGCGAAUCAAAAUGACAAACGCCAAAUCACACCAACAAGAAAUGUACACUUAAGCAAUCAAACAUGUUAA
Cladocopium goreaui is the source of this 831-nucleotide messenger RNA. NCBI's taxonomy places the organism in Eukaryota, Dinophyceae, Suessiales, Symbiodiniaceae. The record is from the annotation of a GenBank genome assembly.